Messenger RNA from Talpa occidentalis (Iberian mole), 2263 nucleotides. RefSeq names its product C-type lectin domain containing 20A (gene CLEC20A). The coding region runs from base 1 to 2262 and encodes 753 amino acids. The transcript has 9 exons. The record is from RefSeq and is a predicted model, not a curated record. Lineage: Eukaryota; Metazoa; Chordata; Mammalia; Eulipotyphla; Talpidae.
AUGCAGGCCCAGGUGCUGCCCCUCAUCCUCUGCUUAGCAGGUAAAAGGUCUCCGCCUCAGGAGGGCAGGUGGAUCCCAUUUGUGUUCGGGGUUCGGCAGAGGGGCGGAGAAGAAGGGCCGGGAAGCCGAUCACAGUAUAACAUCCACCCCAUUGCAGCCCUGAAGUGGAUAAACAACGGCAAGACCUUCCAGAGGAUUAAUGAGACGCUGAGCUGGUCAGACGCCCUGCGGCAUUGCCAGCUGCACCACACAGACCUGGCCGACCUGCAGAGCGUGGGCAGUGUGAACAGCUUAAGGACUCUCUACAGCCUCUCAAGCAGUAUCCACGCAUGGAUCGGCCUCUACUUUGAUGUGAACAUCAAUGGCCCUGUCUGGUCCAGCGGCUCUGCCUUCUCUCAGCCACAAUGGACUACCUCCAUGCCUGUCUUCAAGGAGGGCAUCUGUGGCACUCUGUCCGCCACCAUGAAUGUUAUCCCCACCCUGGGGGCUGCCUCAUGCACGGAGCAGAAACCUUUCAUCUGUUAUUUUGAUACUUCCGUGGGACACCGCCUUACCACGAAGCCCGCUCUCAGCCUGACCACCUCUCCAAAGGCAGCUGAGGUCCAGAUCAACGGAGAGACCUUCAUACGAUUUGAUAAAAAAAAGACAUGGAUGGAGGCGCUGCAGUACUGCCGCAGGCACUACACUGACCUGGCUGACCUGCAGAGGGUAACUGACGAUGCCGGCAAGGAGGCCUUGAGGUCUAUCACCACUGAGGACCAGGCCUGGAUUGGUCUCUAUUACAACGCAGCCUCUGCAUUGCCAAGCUGGUCCAGCGACCUGGGUGACAGCAUCCUUGAAUGGCUGCAGGUGCCCCAGAUGGGGGUAGGGCUGUGUGCGGCGCUUGGCAUCUAUGCUCGCUACCCACCCCGCGUUUAUGCAGAAGCCUGCUUUUUCCAGAGACCCUUCAUCUGCUUCCAUGAUGAGUCCAUUGGCCACCGGGCAUUGGCAGAGCUCCCUCUGCUCUUUCUCACUCACUCCUCAGAAGCGAUUAAAGAGACAACACCCAGGCCAAGUACACUGCCAUUUUCUGCUCUGUUUGGGUCGCCAUCGUCUGCGUCCUGGCGCUGCGGUGCAGCUCUUGCCGGGGUUGGGUGCAGCGACCCGGCACAAGCCCUGUCUCCUGCUGUAGGGUCGGGCACCAGUCCCACGGAUGCCUCCCAGGAGCCCGCUUCGGAGAUGCAGGCCCCGCAGCGACUCAGCAUGGAGCCCGCCGAGCCCAGCACCCCCACCGACUCCACUGCCCCAAGUCCUCUGGCCCUCGACCCCACUGGUACUGGGCCAGAUCCUGCCAUCCAGUCCCACGACCCGGGGCAACCCGGCCCUGCGCCCCCGGAGGACCUCUCUGAUCUCCAAGAAGGGACAGGGCCCCCUCUGGCCUCCACGUCCAGCCUGGCUGCAGUCCCUGUGCCCCCGGGGCCCCAGUUUACCCAGAGCACGCCAGGGACUACGCGAGAGGCGGCCUCGAGCCCCUUGCUCGAUUCAGCCCACAGAGCUUCCGCUACCCCGGCAGGCACACCCAGCGGGGCCGGCGGCUCCACGCCUCUGGAGGUGGAAGAGCAGACCUCGGAGGCUUCCAGUCCAGGGAGUCCUGCUGCGCACCAAGGGACAACCGCGAGCCCUGAGUGGGCAACAAGGAGCCGAGCGACUAGCCCGCAGCCCUCUGGGAGCAGGCCAGAGCCAGAAACAGGUGCCAACUCGAGACCCUGGCAGGUUCCUGCAGCCCAUCCCUCUUUGUGGGAAACCAAGGCUCAACUUCCAUGCCCAGGCCACAGGCAGCGGAGGUUGCGAACCCGGGUGUCCUGGGUUGUCCUUAGUCUCCUGUUCCUGGUUGCAUUCCAGUCCACUCUGCAGGGGAUCCUGUCCAGCCAGAGCCAGUUCACCUUCCAUUCUCCCUGGAGAAAGAGUAAAAAUGACCUGGCCUACCUCAUAGGGUUGUUGCAGGCACCCCGUGAGAUGAUUAUGCGAAGUUUCUUUUUUUUUUUUUUUUUCCUUUUUGAAAUCCUAAAUUACCAUAUUGCAUCUGAGUCAGGUACACUUCCUUUUUCAGGGCAACACUUUGGAGUCCUGAAAGCAGAUUUUAACGUCCCAGCUUUGAUUGACCCAGACGAGAUGAAAGACCGGUUUUUGAGUGAGAUCCAAGAAGCCUUAAAGCUUACCUUAGGUCAUCAGCAAUUUAGACUGAAAUGUAUUGGCAUCGAGGUAAACAAAAAAGAGAACUGAU